This is a messenger RNA of Dentiscutata erythropus, 1152 nucleotides long. NCBI's taxonomy places the organism in Eukaryota, Fungi, Glomeromycota, Glomeromycetes, Diversisporales, Gigasporaceae. The record is from the annotation of a GenBank genome assembly.
AUGGAUGUUUCUAUUAAUGCCUAUGGCGAGGUUAAUCGUCUUUCCAAGAUUCAUAAUGAUAAGAAACUUACUGAAAAUGAAGUAGCCUCUUUGUUCACAUAUUUUAACAAACCUGGCAAAUUGUCUUACGUUGAAAAGGUUCUUAGCAAUACCGAAGAUGAUAAUAUUAAGCUCGCAUACUUAAGAAAUCUAUUAAACUCUGUUCCAGAUCUUGCAUAUCGCUUUGAUCAGAUGAAUUUAUCAAGGGAUAAAUCAACUUCAGAAUUAUCGAAAGCCGUAGAGAAAUUAUUUAAAGCCAUAGAUGAAAAUUUAAAACAAAUGGAUAAAGUUUCAACACAUAUGAAAGCUGCCUCGGCAUCUGUAGAUAGAAACUUAGAAGUUUUAGAUAAAGUAUUGAAUCGACUUAAUAAAGACAGUAAAUCUAUUGGCCGGAAUAAUGAAACAGCCUCCGUAACACGUGCAAAAUCUUAUCAAAGCACCUCAUUUGAAAAAGUCAAUGAAGAUAAUUUUGGUUCACCUUUAACAAAAUUGCAAGGACCUAGAAGUGUUGAUUCAAAUUCUGAGGUGAAUGCAUUAAAAUUUUUAAACGGGAGAAAUUUCAAAAACGUUCCAAGAUAUGUUGCACAUGAUGACAAUUCAAUAAUUAUUCGCCCGGUUUGUGGACGAAUUGACGAUCAAUUCAGAACAUCUCAUACUUUACAACUUCUUAGCCUUUUAAAACGCAUUCAUGAAUUGAAAAUUUAUCAUCGAGAUGUGCGCCCUGAAAACAUCUUAUUAGAUACCAAUAAUGAUACACUUAUACUUGCUGACUGGGGAUCAUCAAUCCAAUAUCAAGGUGGAAAGGUGGCUUAUGAAGGAACAAUCACAUUUGCUUCACCAAAUAUUCUAAAUAAAAAGUUUGGUUUUUAUGUACCUAAAGCAUCUGAUGAUUUGCAUUCAUUCGUCCGUACAGUUUAUACUUUACGAAAUCCAUCAAAAAUUCCAACCAAUUCCGAUGAGAAUCUUGAAUUAAAAGCAAAGGUGAUUAGAGAAUAUUGGAAUGACAUGUUAGAUGUAAAAUUGUGUGGACCACUUUGGACAGAGAUGGUUAAUGCAGCGGAGAAUGAAGAUUAUAAAACACUAGAAAAAUGUUGCUAUGUAUUUACAAAAUAA